AUGGGGCUGGCCGCCAACGAGAUGAAGGCUGUCCUCUCCGUCGUAGCGCCGCUUGUGGAGGAGGGGGCCCGGGCUCCACUCCAUUUAGUUGCUAUUCUGGACCGGUCUGGCUCCAUGAGCGGGGAGAAGAUCCGCCUGGUGAAGCAAACCAUGAAGUUCAUGCUGCGCUACCUGUCCGCACGUGACUCUCUGGGAAUCGUCGAAUACGGCUCAGACGUGAAGGUGGCUGCGCCGCUGACAAAAUGCGACCAGGAUGGCCGGGCGAGGCUGGCAAAUGCGCUUGAGAAGAUCCAAAUCAGCGGACAGACAAACCUCUCUGGAGGCUUGCUCAAGGGUUUGGAGCUCCACAGGAACAAGCCGCGAGCCGCACUCUCCGAGGGCCAAGUGGUGCAGGUUGGCAACACUUACCAUCGCCUUACCCCGGCAGAGGCGGAGGCGCACCUGCAGCAGGGCCACUAUGGUGUCAGUGACCCGCCGCCCGGGGCAGAGCGUGUGCACGAGUGGACGAUGAUGCUCCGCUUUCCGGAAGAUACCCAGGGUCUGGUGAAUAAAGUCGUCUUCCAGCUUCAUGAGACCUUCGCCGAACCGGUGGUGGAGGUGGCCGCCCCUCCUUUCCAGAUCACACGCUUCGGUUGGGGCACUUUCGAGAUCCUCGCGGUUAUCCAUUUGCAGGAUGGGCGCGAGUUGAAGGUGACGCACACGCUUAGCUUCGACCGGCCGGAGACCUUCCGCACGUUGCUGCUGCCGUUGAAGCCUCCCCCCAGCUGCAGCUCAGGCUUCUGGGGCCUUGGCCUCUGUGGUGCGGCGCCUGAGGAGAUCGAGGAGGAGACAAUCGCUGAGGCUGUGGUUCGCUCCACUUUCCUCUUCACGGACGGCAUGGCCAACGAGGGCAUCCGGGACACAGCCGGCAUCUGCGCAGCAGCAACCAGCAUGCUCACGGAGCUCAGGAACUGCAAAAGCACCAUCUCCACCUUUGGCUUCGGCGCUGGUCACAAUGCGGAGAUGUUGCGUCGGUUGGCAGACACGGCUGAUGGCACCUACAGCCACGUGGAGACGGAGGACCAAAUUGCAGAAGCUUUCGGUGAAGCACUGGGAGGUCUGCUGUCGACUACGCACCAGAACGUCUCACUCUCGCUGGAGCUAGCGCCCGGAGUGGGCUUCCUUCGUGCCUUCACAGGCUUCCCCGUGGAGCCGCAAGACGGCCGCAUCAACGUGGAGCUCGGAGACCUUUACGCAGAGGAGCGCAGAGACAUACUGGUGGCCCUGAGCCUGCCGACGGUUCCCGAGGGCGCUGCGCAGCUCCAGGGUAUCGGUCGUUUGGAGGCACGCGGCUUCUCCGUGAUUGCCAAGCGCAGCGAACGCGACAUCAAGGCCAUGACAGUGGAACGCCGUGCAGACGCCAGGGCUGAUCUUCCGCGGGCGGAACAGGUGGAGCGCCACUGGAACCGCCAUGUGGCCAACGAGGCGUUGGAUGAGGCGCGUCGCACCGCCGAUCGCGGGAACUUGCAGCAAGCUCGGCAGAUCCUCGAGGACGCCUCGGCAACCUUGGGCGCUUCUCCGCUGGUGCAAAGCGGAGAUGCCGUGUGCCUGGGCCUCCUCAGCGAUCUCCGCGAGUGCAUGGCCGACCUUAACCAUCGCGAAGACUACAGGACGAGCAGACACUCCCAUAGUUCGCGGGGAGGGGGCUUGCAGCAGGAUUGCUUUUGCUGA
Symbiodinium sp. CCMP2456 is the source of this 1710-nucleotide messenger RNA. The record is from the annotation of a GenBank genome assembly. NCBI's taxonomy places the organism in Eukaryota, Dinophyceae, Suessiales, Symbiodiniaceae.